Besnoitia besnoiti is the source of this 3054-nucleotide messenger RNA. RefSeq lists its product as uncharacterized. NCBI's taxonomy places the organism in Eukaryota, Apicomplexa, Conoidasida, Eucoccidiorida, Sarcocystidae. The record is from RefSeq and is a predicted model, not a curated record. Bases 1 to 3054 code for a protein of 1017 amino acids. The transcript is spliced from 8 exons.
AUGGUCGAUUCGUCUCCACAGACCCGCUCGUCAGGCCGGUCUCCCGAUUUGCCUGUCAGCGGCGCCAGCAUGCAGACUGGCUUCACGACGCAGCCUGCCACUGCGUCGCCGGCAGCCAGAGGAAAUUCGCUUCACAGCGAAGGACCCGCCGGGGCUCAGGGAGGCGCCAGACAGGUGGCGCGCGUCAACGCAGCGAUUGCCGUAGACCAGACCAUGGCAAAUGGAGACGACUCUGAGGCGGUCCUGUCUGCAAUGACAGCGCUAUUUGAAUCUCUCAACGAAGUCCACCUGGAGGGCGGCGGAGAAUCAUGGAAACCCUCCAUCAAGACUGGAGACGGGUUCAAAGCCUGCAAGCAGUUUCUGUGCGCACUGUCGGCUGCGGCUGACGCCCUCCAAAUCCGUCCACAAAGCCGCGAGUACCGCCACCAGUUCACGAAGAAUUACCGUGCUCUUUUCCCGGACCAAAGACGACACUACAGAGUCGAUGUCCUCGAGGCGUCGCAAGAAGGGUACACGAUGAUUUACGUGAACGGCGAAAGGUUCGAUUUCCACUCCUCUGUCAUCGAGAGCGGAGUCAAUUUCAAGCUGGCCUGGAUCAACACUUUGGAGAAGCUCCAUCAGCUUCAGCGCCAGGACCUUUCGACCUAUCAGUACUGGCGGUCGGAGCUCGUGCCCGUCCUGGUUGACCUCGAUUGCAAAUGGGCGGAUUUCGAGCAGGAAUAUAUCCUGGAGCUCAUUCAGAUUGAGCGAAAGGCACGUCGCUACGUCAUGGACGUCAUUUCUCUCGAGAACCAACUGAUAUACCUCGACAGCUCUGUUGCAACCCUUGUGGCCAAGGGCGACACCACGGUGCAGACAGCUCACGUUCACAUUUGGCAGCAGUGGCAGUCGUGCCGGCGCGAUUACGUCAAGAAAAUGUUCAGGCUCAACUCCAUCGCAAACUACAGAAGGAAAGGCCGCGGAGACUUGGAUCUGAGUGUCCUCGAGACCGCCGAAAACAUCAUCAAAACCAGCGAGUCUCAUCCUGGACACGUGUACGAAUGCGUGGCGGGCAUUGCCAGCUCCUGCGUCACCAGCUUCAACGACUUCCGAAAGCACAUUAUGGAGCUCGCACAGACCCCCGAGAGGAUAGACCCUCACCUGUGCAACAACGUAACACUCGUCAACCACCUGGUUCGCGUCGAGGAGACGUGGGAGUUGGCGCAGAAGUAUUUGAUGGAUGCCCAGAGGCUCCGCAACGUGAUCCACAUCGUUGACUUUAUUGUCGCCAUCGUGAAAACCCAGAAGGCCAUUUUGAUGAUUCUCAACACGAGCUCCACUGGAAGCUCGCCGGCUGCUGCAGAAGCCUCCAAGUCUUUAUGCCACGACACCAGCAAGGCGGGAGGCUCGACGCCACUCCGCUCGUCGCCUGGCAGCGCCAUCGACGCCGAGCUUCCUGGCGAAGACGCCUCGCAGGCGCGGGCGUCUGCACCAAACUACCCAGAGUGCCCAGCGAACGCCCGACUUGCUUCGUUUGAACCGAAAGCCGAGACGACUCAGGACAGCCUCCUCGGAGGGGCCCCAACGUCGAGCUCGUCAAUUCGAGCCACCCCGACGGUUUCGCGUCACCGCACCACCAGCUCCCACGGCGCCGAGAGACGGGAGACGCUCGAGGAAAAGCUGCUUGCCUGCGAUGUGGAGGCUUUUCUUGCACUCCCCCGCUUCGUUUGUCUCUACUACCUCUUAGACCCGAUUUACCGCUCGCAAGUUCUUCAGCAGUUUCUGCCUCACUACUUCGUCGAGUCCCCUUCCACCGCAGAUCCGCCAUCCGAGCUUGCGGACGAGUGCUGGGGACAGAAGCCCUCAGCCGCCGGUUGUGUCGCCUCGCUCGGAAAACUCAGCCCCUCUUUGUCUGCCUCUCAGAGCCUCCCGCAAAACUGCGGAAACGCCAGCCUCCUGCCCGGAAGCGAAGCCUCUUCGUCUGCCUCCUCCGCCUCUUCUCAAAGUAGUUUUUCUUUUUCUGCAAGUCCUUCAGGCCAUUCGCAGCCCGCCAACGUGGAAAAUGCACUUCAUCGAGGUGCGCACACUUCAACUAACGACAGUAACUCGGCUAUGGACGCUCAGGGCCUGGACAUGAGCCAGCAAAUGGAGGCGGGGGCGGGCGAAGACUGCCGCCUCCUGAGCGCCUACUCUGGAGACGCGACGACCACGAGUGCCCCUUCGCGGUUCACUUCUCAGCCAGGAGAGGAGAGUGCAUCUUCCGCCUUUUCUUCGUCGUCGUCAUCCAGUUUCCCGGCUGCGUCUCCUCCGAGCUCCUUCGAGUGGAACGCGGGGGCGGUGAAGACCUCCGCGGCGAGCUCUUCAGACGGCGCGGGCGCAGCGCACGUAUCCCGCAUGGAGACCGACUCAGACGUGUCAACUAUGUGCGGCUCCACCCUUCGAGACAGCGUCAACAGUUUCUCAGCUCUUCAGCAGAGCGCGCCUGAACCCAGCAUGGGCAGUGGCGGUGCGGAUCUCUCCACAGUGAGAGGCCAGGCGACCGACGAGGCUGCGGAGCCGUGCGGCCUUUCUUCGUCUGUGCACCCCCCGACUGCAGAUCUCCAGAGGAAAACCCAGCGAGCGACCCCUCCGCACUCCGACGCCUGCAGCCGAGGGCUACUCUCGACUUCGCUCGGAUCCGCCGGAAGGCAGGAGGCUGGCGGCCAGAUCGGUCACUCGCAGCACGCGAACGGGCGCUACAUCCUCUCUAAGGUCCCCCCGGGGCUGCGGAAGAUGGUGAAGGCCUGGCUGGUCCUCCAGGCCUGGUUGCGGGCGGAAGGCCUCGAAGACUGCCGGGAAGCGUGGCUCUGCGUCAUCGCCAGACUGGCCGACAGCGACGACUUCAGGCUUCUGUUGCAGAAAUGGGCUGGAACGAAGCUCGUCGGCUUUCGCCAUCAGCUGGAGGCGCUCUUCCAAGCUGUGGAAGAGAUCUCCAUGGCGCUUCAACGUUCGUCGCCCCAGGACUGGAACGAGUUUCUCCAGGCCAUCAUUCAAGGCAUCGAGCGGGAUUCGCCUCGGCGGAGGAGUGUUUGCUGA